Molecule: messenger RNA, 5154 nt
Organism: Uranotaenia lowii
Lineage: Eukaryota; Metazoa; Arthropoda; Insecta; Diptera; Culicidae
Exons: 2
Coding region: 1-5154 (1717 amino acids)
Biological process (GO): DNA integration
Molecular function (GO): zinc ion binding; nucleic acid binding
Source: RefSeq, a predicted model, not a curated record
AUGGCCGCGGAACGUAAGUUAAAAGCUCUCAAGCAACGGCUGAGAAGCAUCUUGGUAUCGUUUAAUUUGAUUAAAACGUUCGUUGACGAAUACGAGGAGGAACAACACGAAAUGGAAGUUCCAGUACGAAUCGAACACCUGGGGACCAUUUGGAACGACUUCACCAACGUGCAAAGUGAACUUGAAGUCUGCGACAAUCUCGAUAAUCCUUCUAUUGAUCAAUUACUGAAACAACGUGCGGAAUUUGAAACCAAUUACUACCGGGUGAAAGGUUUUCUCCUGGCAGUAAAUAAAGCCCCUGAUCCUGUAGCAGCCUCUAGUUCUAAUUUGUCGACGAAUUUCCCCGGGAGAUACCCUCAUAUACGUCUUCCCGAUGUUAAAAUCCCAGUGUUCAACGGAAAUUUAGAAUGUUGGCUCAACUUCCACGACCUUUUUGUCUCGCUCGUCCACGCAUCGACAGAGAUUUCUACCAUCCAGAAGUUUUACUACCUGCGUUCUUCUCUCACUGGCGAUGCUUUGAAAUUGAUUCAAUCGAUACCUAUUAGUGCGAAUAACUAUCCAGUGGCCUGGAAUCUGUUAGUCGACCAUUUCCAAAACCCAGCGCGUUUAAAACAGUCAUACAUCGACGCACUUUUCGAGUUUACUGCAUUAAAACGUGAAUCCGCAACAGAUCUACAUUCUUUGGUGGAAAACUUUGAAGCAACGGUAAAGAUUUUGAAUCAACUUGGGGAGAAAACUCAAUACUGGGAUGUUAUGCUCAUUCGUAUGUUGAGCAUUCGACUCGAUCCUACCACCAGACGAGAUUGGGAGGAUUUUUCUUCGGCACGCAACACAAUUUCUUUCCAAGAUUUGGUCGCAUUCAUUCAGCGAAGAGUAACGGUCUUGCAGAGUAUCGGAAACAAAAUUCCUGAAGGUUUAACUCAAAAUCCACCUAGAAAGUCUAACCCAAAGUCCGUAUCCAGUCUCGGUGCAAUGCAAACCUUCACACGCAAGUGCAUCAUUUGUUCGGAGAACCACCCACUUUACAAGUGCUCUCAGUUCUCACACAUGAAGAUCGAGGACAAGGAGCAGGAAGUGAGACGUCAUCAGUUGUGCCGAAAUUGUUUGCGGAAAGGGCACAUGUCACGAAACUGUCCAUCUACGAGCACCUGUCGAAAAUGUAAUGGUCAUCAUCACACUCAACUUUGCUUCAAGGAUCAUCCCAAGCCAGACUCUAAACCUGAGCGAAUCUCUCCCAACCCGGUAGACACACAUCAACCUGAACCAACCACAUCCGCUGCCGCUUCUCUCAUUCAAGCUACAACUACUUCAAUCAACAACGGGAAGCUACUGAAAGUAGUUCUAGCUACAGCUGUUAUCCAAUUGGUCGAUGAUAGUGGAAGAGUCCACGCCGCUCGCGCGCUCUUAGAUUCCGGCAGUGAAUGCUGCUUCAUAACGGAUGCUCUCUCGCAGGCUAUGAAGGUUAAUCGAUCGAAAAUUUCUCUCCCCAUUGCUGGUAUAGGCCACUGUGCAACAUACGCCAAAUACAAACUUCGCGCGACUAUUCGUUCCCGCUUCAAUGACUAUGCUUCCAUGACUGAAUUCUUAGUAUUGCCUAAACUUACCGUCGAACUCCCAUCUGCGGCUAUCGACGUUUCUACUUGGGACCUACCAACCGAUGUCGAACUUGCCGAUCCAUCAUUCAACCGUCCAGGCCCUAUCGAUGUUGUCAUUGGAGCGGAAAUAUUCUUCGAAUUAUUCAAAUACCGUGAACGAAUUUCCCUCGGAACAACCCUUCCUGUCCUUGUCAAAUCUGAGCUGGGGUGGAUAGUUACUGGAAAGACUUCCUUCAGUCAGCCGAUCACACCGAUUGUUUCCAACGUAGCCACUAUCAGCGAGCUUCAUAGAUUCCUCGAGCGCUUUUGGGAAAUCGAAGAGGAUGACGCCAAACCAGGACCAUCAGUGGACGAAGCCGCUUGCGAGAACCAUUUUGCAGAAACCGUUGCCCGGACUGAUGAAGGUCGCUACAUUGUCCGCCUGCCCACUCGUGAAAUCAUACUCAGCAACCUAGGAGACAACCGCAAGUCAGCAGUCAGACGAUUUCAUUUGCUAGAAGGUAAAAUCAAACGCAACGAGACUCUCCAUCAACAGUAUCGAGAUUUCAUGAAUGAAUAUGAAGAUCUCAAACACAUGCAGAAGAUUUCAUUCAUCACCGGCACGCAGACUCAAUCCUAUCACCUCCCACAUCAUGCUGUUAUACGAAAGAGCAGUUCAAUCACGAAGCUGAGAGUCGUCUUCGAUGCGUCGUGCAAAUCCGCCACCGGUUACUCUCUCAACGACGCUGUUAUGGUCGGCCCUAUUAUCCAAGACGAUUUGCGCGCCAUCAUUACACGUUCCCGAAUGCAUCCCGUUAUGUUGAUUGCGGACAUAAAACAGAUGUAUCGGCAAAUCCUUGUCGAUAACAGAGAUACACCAUUGCAGAGAAUUGUCUGGAGGAAUCAUGACGACGAACCACUAAGCACCUACGAACUGAAAACCGUUACCUAUGGUACUGCUUGUGCGCCCUUCCUCGCGACAAGAGUACUAAAGCAAUUGGCAAAGGAUGAGCAACAUAGAUUCCCUUCCGCUGCCAAAAUUCUGCAAAGAGAUUUCUACAUGGACGAUCUUUUUUCGGGUGGCCAGAACAUCGACGAAGUAAGGAACCUUCGGAAGGAGCUGGAGGAACUUUGCAAGCUUGGCGGUUUCGAAUUACGAAAAUUUGGGUCUAAUUCAACAGCUGUAAUCGACGAGGUACCGAUGGAAAAUCGUGCAAUACAAUCAUCAGUGGAUUUAGAUCGGGAAUCAUGUAUUAAAACCUUAGGGCUUUUGGGUCCCGUUAUUGUUAGCGCCAAACUGUUCAUGCAAUCUCUGUGGACUUUGAAGGACGAAAAAGACAACACUCUGAACUGGGACGAUCCUCUACCGGAAGCUCUUUCGAAAAAAUGGAACAUCUUUUACUUCAAAUUGCCACUUCUAGAACAUCUCAGAAUCCCACGCUGUGUAGUUUUUCCAAACGCAACAUCAAUUGAACUGCACAUAUUCUCAGACGCAUCAGAACGAGCAUACGGAGCUUGUGCGUAUGUGCGAUCACGCGACAAUGUUGGUUGUGUUCGCGUAGCAUUGCUGACUUCUCGUUCAAAGGUUGCCCCCCUCAAGCGAAUAAGUAUACCACGACUCGAACUUUGUGGUGCGCUCCAUGCCGCCGAAUUGUACACCAAAAUCUGCUCAUCCACUCAGCUAAACUGUCCCACCUUUUUCUGGGUCGAUUCUACCACCGUCCUCGCAUGGUUGAAUUGUUCACCGUCAACAUGGGCAAAUUUUGUUGCCAAUCGAGUCUCCAAAAUUCAACUCGCCACAAUCAACUCCCACUGGAAUCACGUGCCCGGCAGCGAAAACCCAGCAGACCAUGUUUCGAGAGGAAUACCGCCAGAAGAACUUCUUUCAUGUGACAUCUGGUGGCACGGACCGGCUUGGCUAAAGGAAGAACGAGAUGCGUGGCCAUCUAUUACUGCUCAACCCGAAAAUUCAACUGACGUGUUACAAGAACAGCGAAAAUCAUCUAUGACGACCACAUUAUGUUCCCCUGAGCCCUCGUUUGUAGAUGAUUUGGUCAAACGAUUCAGUAGCUACCAGCAUCUCCUCCGAGUUACCGCUUUCUGUCAACGGCCAGCGAAAAUAUUUCGACUACCUUCAACCAAAAGAAUCCUCAACUGUGUUCUGUCGGUGGAAGAAAUCAACGAAGCAGAAAAAACUCUUUUUCGAUUAGUUCAGCAGCAAACUUACGAACAAGAUCUCAAUAAUCUUCGAAAAGAUCAACCAAUAUCCCCCAAAUCCCGACUGAAAUGGUUCAGUCCUUUCCUGGGCCCCGAUCAACUUCUACGCGUGGGUGGACGAUUAGCAAAUUCCAAUAAAAACUACGAUACUCAACAUCAAAUCAUCUUGCCAUCAUCUCACCAAAUUACCGCUCUCUUAGUCGAAAACUUACAUCGCAAACACUUGCACGCAGCACCCACGCUUCUACUUACCAUCAUUCGACUACGCUUCUGGAUCAUAGGGGCCAGAAGCUUAACGAAAAAGGUGGUGCACAAGUGCUUGCAAUGCUUCAAAGCCAAACCAACAAUGGUGCAGCAAUUCAUGGGAGAGUUGCCACGAUCGCGCGUCACUGCCACCCGACCGUUCACAGUCACUGGAGUGGACUAUUGGGGUCCAAUAUUACUGCAACCACCACACCGGAGAGCAUCACCAAGGAAGGCUUUCGUAGCAGUAUUCAUAUGCUUCAGCACGAAGGCCGUUCAUCUGGAGCUCGUUCCAGAUCUGACCACCAUCAAGUUCCUGCAAGCCUUCAAAAGAUUCGUCGCUCGCCGAGGGCUGUGCACUGAUGUAUACAGCGACAACGGGACGAAUUUUGUGGGAGCAAAGAACGAAAUCAAACGUCUUCUUCGUUCUGAGAAUCAUCGAGCCGAGGUGUCCAAAAGCUGUUCAGAAAUGCAGAUUCGUUGGCACUUCAACCCGCCGAAAGCCUCUCAUUUCGGUGGGCUGUGGGAGGCAGCGGUCCAGUCGGCACAAAAACAUUUUAUUCGCGUGUUGGGAACACGCUCCUUACCCUAUGACGAUAUGGAAACGUUACUUUGUCAAAUUGAAUGUUGCCUUAAUUCGCGACCAUUAGUUCCUCUCAGCGACGAUCCCUCGGAUUUUGACCCCCUCACCCCUGGUCACUUCCUGACUGGCUCAGCCCUCAAGGCAGUUCCCGACAGAGACUUUUCUGACAUCAAUUACGACAGACUCAAACAGUGGCAAAAAGUUCAAAAAAUCAUCCAAGAUAUUUGGAAACGGUGGCACUUGGAGUAUCUGUCCACCUUGCAACCCAGAACGAAAUGGUUCCGUCCACCAGUCACUUUCCAACCAGGCCAAUUAGUUCUCCUCCGGGACGAGAAUACUCCUCCAAUGCGAUGGCCAACAGCCCGAAUAAUCGAUGUUCAUCCUGGGAGCGACGGUAUCAUCAGAGUAGUUUCGCUGCAAACACCGAAGGCAAAAACAACUCGCUGUGUCCAGAAAAUAUGUUUGCUUCCUAUUGCACCACAUCAAAUCCAGAACGACGACAAAACGGGUCAGCUGAACACCACGGACGACAAGUAG